AUGCAAUUCCUUGCCUUUACUCAGAUCUUUCUUCUCUUCUCUUGCCUUGGUGCAUUGGUACCAGGAGCCUUAUGCCUACCAGCAAGCCAGCCGUCUGAUAUCCAACUCGAAACCGCCGCCAGCCCAAACGCUGCUCUCGAAGCCCGAUCUAUUCUGGAGAAGAGGGAUAGUUGGGAUUGUAAGGGAUCAGUUAGAUGCAGCACCAUGCCUCAAAGCGCCUGCUUGGCGGCGCUCAGUUACUUCGACAAUGAUAACGUUCUUUGGCAAGAGAAAAGAGCUUGGUAUACCUACGACGGCUUUGGAUACAGCUGCCUUGCUAGAUACUCGUGUGGAAACGUUCAGGAUUAUGUUUCGGCUGCGCAAGCCGGAGUUUCACGAGGAAGGAAUCUUGUGGCAAAGGCCCGUACAAUCUACAAGCAAGACGGUGGUCGCUGCACCAGGUGCGGUCAAGUCUACUUUUGGGGAACGUGCAAGUUCUCCUUCGACUAUUGUGCCACCAAUUGUGCAGGUAACUAA
Orbilia oligospora ATCC 24927 is the source of this 516-nucleotide messenger RNA. RefSeq lists its product as uncharacterized. Lineage: Eukaryota; Fungi; Ascomycota; Orbiliomycetes; Orbiliales; Orbiliaceae. The record is from RefSeq and is a predicted model, not a curated record. The transcript is spliced from 2 exons. The coding region runs from base 1 to 516 and encodes 171 amino acids.